AUGGAGGAGAAUGGUAAGCUGACUUGGAAUAUUAGAUUAAUCUGUCAUUGUAGAGGAACUUGAUUACGAGACCUUGGAGAACACCAUCGACUUGGGGGAGGUCGACGAAGAAGGAGAGGUCGAGGAGGAGGAUGGAGUUUUGGUGGAGCCAAACGAGGUGAGUUUUUUUAGUUUUUUGGUGGGGGUUCAAGUAUGUAGAAUAUAUAUUACUUUUGUAGUAUUUACUGUAAGGUAGUACUAGUGUUAGUACUAUUUUUUAUGUUGGUACUGAACCACCGUCUUAUUGUUCUCGUUCGCUGUGUAGAAGAAAGUCUUUGGCCGACUUGCCCUAAGGCACUUGGCCAUGCAAUCCCUCCCUUUUUUGCUUUGGUUUAUCUGCGAAUGGAAAAGCGUUUUUAGGGCCGUAAAAUGGGCCGCUUUUAAAGAGAGAAGGUGCGGACGCCCUCAGGCGAGAUGUGUUUCAAAUAUUCAAAUGAAAGAUAUUGUCUUUCCGUCCGCGGAAUCCUGGGAAGCGAAAUAAGAGAUGUGCCAUAGUCGGAAGGGUCUUUGCUUGAUUAACUAAAACAAUAUGCAUUCGCUACAGUUGCUAUGCACUUUUCCCGAUUAUUCAAACGUUUCGAAAUGGUUUUCGAAAUCUGGCUGACUUACCUUCUCUACAAGAUGAUAUGACUUUAGUCGUUAGGUAGGGGUUCCAUAAGAAAAUAUCAUCUGGCAUGGUGUAUAUCAUGAGUAAGAUAUACUUAUUGUUAGACUCAUAUUAUAAACUAACGCCGGUUUCCUAGUGUUCUCAGGUUACAGAAAUAGCUCUACCGUAACUUUGUUUUGUUAAUGGACUUAAAGUUUAUCGCCAUUCCGGCUGAAUGCUUUAUUCAUUACUUUUAAAUGAGGUUUUUAGUACGUGAUCGUGCAGUACCAGGGAGAGGAAGCCGUCUCUUCAAGAGAAUGUUUUAUAACUACUCGUACCUAUAUUUAGUAGUUUUCGGCCGCAGCUGUAGUUUUGAGUUGUUGUAAGUGUUUUUGUAGAAUAGACAGUACAAUAGAAUGUUCAUGAGAGCUCUAGGUACAUUGAGGUUAAUUUAAAGGUAUCAAAACAUUUUUCGGAUCAUGUUAGGUUGAGUUUGGCAUAGACGACAUAGUGGAAUUAAAAAAAUUAAGAAAUAGGCGAACUGUUUUAAGAUAAAAAAACUUACUGUACUAUAAUAUUUUAGGCGUAAUUUUUAAUGUUACAGUAACAAUAAAUUUAAAAAAGAUUAAAAUGAGUUAAGUUGCCUAUGCCGACGCUUUAUCCUAGUUAGCAUUACGUUGAGUAAAUGAAUCAGAAAGUCUCUUUUUGAGCUACAGAUUGAUCUAUUGGACUGGCUUCGAAGCCGCGAGCAAAAAAACUUAUCACGACGGCGGAACCCCUGAGGGCAAGUACUCGACCCUAAUCUUGUACUCAUCGCGAUCUCGGCGCUAUUAAAGAGAAUAAAAAUGUUUGCUCACUCCAGCUCUGGUUGCAUUGCACUCUCUUUCAAGAUUUCCGAUUUGGUUUUUGCAUGGUUCGGUUGAAGACCGGGCGCAUAAAGGAGUACUGGCGGGGGGAGAAUGAAUGAAGAAGGAGUGUUGUUUUCCGUCUUGCUCCGAGUUAACUACGCACACUCCGUCAUCUUCCGCCUCCUUUCCGUCGUCCCGAAAAGGCGUUAUGAACCGAAAUUCCCUGGUUUUUUGCGUGUCUCAUAAAUCCGGAGAAGGGCGCGCCUCGCGUAUCCUCGACGGAUAAUUAGGCGGUUGUUGGUCUACUUUCCCCGUCGCCUUCUCUUUUAAAUGCUCUCCCUUUAAUGGCCACGUUAGACGGACAGUUCAGCCAGUUUACAGCCCAUUGUCAAGGUCGUUGGUGUAAAAGUUGCGACCGCGAUUUGGGAGAAUCCCAUUUCUGUAUAAUUUGAUCUGUUCCAGGCUUGCGAUUGUCAUGGAAUUGUGAUGGUGUAGCGAGUUUGCCUACUUUUGUCACGUUUCGCUAGUACGUUGGCUCUUUGCAACAGUAAUUGUGAUUCUUUUUGUUAUAACUAUCAUCUAAGGCUUCAUCAGCUUAAGAUUAUACAGGAUUGCAUAAUAGAUUAUAUUGAUGUAGUCGUUGUCACAAUACGCCAAUAGACAGGGCUCAAACUAUAAUUGUAAAACUUGCCAAUCAAACCCAUACGUUCGGCCGAAAAUGUGGCAUACUUUGCCAACUCUACGCCUCCCCAUCCAGGUCGGAAUGAUCCAGAUGGUGGGGAAUAAGAGUAUUGGAUUGGGCCUUUGAUCGCGCAUUGCCUUGCCUUUUCCUCGCCCUGAGGGCCGUUUCCUUUAAUCCUUUUAAUUGAAACAUGUGCAGUUUGGGGCAGAUUCACACGGAUUACUUUGGCUUUCUAUUUUUUGUUCACUUUUAUGCUUGUUGGACUUUUCGACAUCAGAAGGCGAGUGGUGGUGUUGGCUGCCCGGGGUCAAGCUUUUCCGGCCGGUCAUUCCUACUGGGGUGCGAAACAAGACAAAAAUGCAUGGGGCUUUUAAAAUGAGAUGUGGCGCUCUUUUGAGGGUUGAAAAUUGCUUUUUUGGGUUUUUGGCGGAAACGGAGAUAAUGUGAAGGCACAAGUUAACUUCAGUAAUGCCAUAUAUCAAACUUUCUGCAAGUAUCGUGAACUCCAGAAUUCUAUUUUGGGAUUGAGGUUGUGAAAAGCAUUUGUGCAAGUUGAAUUGGGCAUGUUUCUACGGAUAAAGGUCUAAAAGUUUAACUUUUAUACAAUAUUUUACAAUAAUUUAUCGAUUUUGCUGGAGAUUUCGCUAGUAUCAUUGAUGGUUGACUGUAGUAAGACUUGAUUGGUUAAAGUCGAAAACUAUCAAUUUUUCUGAUAGAAAGCUUUAAAAUGCGGCUACAGAAAACCUCAAAAGCGGCUAAAGUAAAACUUUACGAAGUGGAUUUGGAUAUUGCAAACUGCGCGUUUUACGAGCAAAGUAGUACGUUUAGCUGGAUUUAUGGCCGCUUUAUGACUAUGGAAGUGAAUGGGCGGCAGGUUAAAGAGCUGGAGGUCAACUUCCGUAAGUGGAUCGGAGCACAUUUCCGGAAGCAGACAACGUGCAAACGGCCUCGCCCCACACUUUUCUUCAUUCUCCCCUCACCUCAAAUUUGUGUACUGGCAUCGCUGACCGACCGCACUCUUUUUUUGUCAUUCUUUUCGACUGCCUGAAGCACUACGCCGCUUUUCUAAUUCGGUGCGCGAAGCUCGGGGGGAGAACGAAAACGAGCGGACUGGAGGCGGGGGACGGCCUCUGAUGUUGCGUCCCCUUUUCAGCCUUUCGCCGCAUCAAUAUGGUCCCGCCCACUGGUUCUGCAUUCGGACCGCACUUCUUGCACAGUCUGCGUGAAGCCGUCCAACAGACGGCCUGGCUUCAGAAUUCGUAACGGUGGCUACACUUGAUCUGGAUUUCGGUUUUCGUGGGUUGAUUAGAAUAGUUUAGGUGUUGGUCUCAAAAGGUUGAUUUGGUCGAGCUUUCUGUUGAUCUUAGGAUGACAAACCUGAUUUCUGACAUUAUUUUGUUCUGCUACUGUACUAAAAUCUUAAAUUUGAAUCUAAAUCUUCUAACCUACCCCAAAGACAAUGAACUCGCCGCCUGGGACUUGGUCUCAACCUGGGACUGAUGAUUGGGCAUAGGUGAGCAAAGUUUCAGGUGUGCGAGAGUCAUUGUCCAAGGGGAUUACCACUUAAUUCUACACUGCAAAUUGGGAUUAAACUUCUCAGAUUGUUUAUGACGCAAUUUUUGUUUAGAGUCAGGGGGAAGAACCGGGCCGAAGUCGCGGCGGAGAGGAGGAGGACUACACUUUGGAGGUCCGUGAGGUUUCUCGAUCAAAGUUUAAUAUUACCGAUGUGGAGGAGCGUGAAGAGGUGGGUUCUAUUUGAAUAUUGCUCUAAAUUUUACUGCCUAAUGAUUUAAAUGUGUUUUUAAUAGAUUUUGAGUAUAUGAGCUUGUAGGUGACACCUUUUUAGCUAAGAAGUUGAAUUAUUUUGUUUUAUAUUUUAAAUUUAUAUAGUAUUUACAUACACAUUUUUAAUAGAUAUUACGAUAGUUUUGUCUGCCCGCAGCGAGGGGAUCAGUGAUCUCGUUUCCCUGUGAGAUAGCGACAGUUGUUCGCGCACUAAUGCGCUCCCUGCGACCAAUGGUUGAAUUUGCUACUGUAUCUUUUUAACAAAUCACGGGUUUUGUUUAGGUGACCGAAAGGGAUAUCCAAGAUCUCUACGAUUCGCUGCAAGUGGAUCUGUUGGAUGAGAAAGUACGUGCUACAGCUUUGUUUGUACGAUCGUUGACAGCACUCACGGUCUACGAGUUGGAGAGGUAAGAAGAUGAUUUUAAAUGAGGAUUUAAGUUUUUUUAAAUGUCAAUUUGUAUUUUUUGGUAAUUUUAAGGUUUAAGCGAAUUUUUGAAUUCAAAAAUGUUUGUUUGGCAUUUGUGGUUUCAACGCGCCCUUUACAGAUGGAUAUUCACAUUCACGAGUUGCAGUUGCGCAAACAAAUAAAUUUAAUGUGUUAAGAAGCGCAACAAAUAAAUCAUAUAGGUCUUGGCUUAAGUUAUCUUUACAUUCAAAGUAAUUUCGAACAUAUCCCAAUUUGGUGGCCAAGUUGAUUAACCCUGCAUGUAAUUAUCCCCCUAACUUUGCACGGAACCGACGAAAACAUAUUUGCGAAGGACGUGGUAUCAGGCCACAGUCAUGUCAUCCAUCUUGUGUCCAAAUUGGGAAUGCGCGAGUCGCUUUCGUGUUUUAUACUCGGAUGGUUUUGUGUGCAGCUAAUUAGGGGAAUAAUGAAGGCUUUGUUACGCUGCUUACGGCCGCGGUCUUCCUGAAAACCGAAGCCGUCUUCGUACCCUUGAAUCUUUCUACCCCUCCCUCGCUGGAAUCUUUUUGUGACUUUUCUUUAUGACCAGACAACAAGCACAUCUGGCUAUAAAGGCGACCGUGCGCGAGACCAACCCCACCGCCGUGCCUCGGGCUGAUUAGGUAUUGCUUGGGCCGAAAACGGAAAUGCUCACAUUCUCUGGCCGCGGCCGUGUUCGCUCUUUGGCCGACCUACUGAUUCGAGGAUAAGGCCUUAUCUCAUGCACGCUCCGCUGCCUCCCACAUCAACAGCUCCUUAAAAUUGACAUCUGAGACGCACCGAAAUUGAGAUGAAUCUUUUCAGGAUUUUCGCGGAAUACGAUCCCAUCAGAUGUGCCCUCCUCGACGCGAACAGUGGCGUCGUCCGGUUCAAGGGAGCCUUCGACGCGGCCGAAGCCUUAAUUAAAGCCACCAAACAGUUGGUUCGGAUCCGUCAAGUCGAUCAACAAGAGGAUGGCGAGGUAGACGACGAAGAGGAAGAUCACGAAGGAAACGCCGUCCGAAAGGAGAACGGCGAAACAGUUGUGGUAAUUAGAAGUAGGUUCUUUAAAGAAACGGUGUCAUUUCGAACCGGUUUUUGGGUAAUUUCUUUUGAGUAUUACUUUUGGUAUUGCUUUUGUCAAAUCAAACUUACUUUGAGGAGAAAUGGUUACUUUAGUUUAAAUUUAUAACUAAAAUAUUGGUGAAAGUUGAGGUCGCUGCCCGACCGACCACACUCGAGCUGUCUAAUUCGUAUGCUUUGUUCAUAUUCUCUAAUCCAAUUUGUUGCGUUUGCCAAAGGAAUAAGAAUUUUCACGCAAAUAUAACGCAAAUAUUUGGUGUCUUCGGCAGGCAGGACGGUCGUGAUUAGAGGGCCUCGACUUGAAGUACCGUCUUCGAGAUGAGUGGGGCCGGUGGAGGGGUGGAUGGAUGGGUAUAGGCAGGUAGAGAGAUACCUAUCCACCGCAAUUAGACUCGUCGCAUGAAGGCUUUGUUACCGCUCCCGUUUGUUAAUUGGUGGGGUGCGGAUUUUGAUUGGGGGGAUGUCUCUCGCCCCUCUUCGCCCUCUUUGUUAUUGUUGGUCAUCAACCUUGGGCAGGGGGCGACGAUCGGCUCGAAUAACAAUCACCUAUACAAACAUCACCUCUCUCCUCUCCACUCACUAAUAGCCGCCCCACUCGGUUCAUAAAAACACCAAAAACAGCAAGAUACUACUGUAAACUUACAGCAUAACAGGAUACGUUAGCGAAAGCAAUGUUUGUACACUUUGUACGGCUGAACUCUGGCUUUGUAUGAGUGCUAACUGGGAAGUACAUAAGUUAUAGCAGGAUUUCAACAAAUUGUUAAACUUGGAGGUUGUAAAGUACGAGCACAUUUAUACUGCAAGAUAUCUUACAAAACAUACUGAAACACAAGAGCAAGAGGUCAUGUUUGAUCUAGGUCCCGAAAGUGUUGAGCGAAGAAAGGAACCAAUAAUGGAUAUCUGUUUGCACUAAACAGUUAAUCCCUCCCCCCUAAAUUAAGUAUUUAUUCGGGCCUUGUUUGGAGGUGGUUAUUUGGCCUCGGGAAUGAGGUCAUUCGGCCCUUUACGACCUUCCAGAGACUUAUUCUGACCAGUUGUCAAGCUUGUCAACUAAAGGCAUGUCUUCAUACCAUUUCUCCCUUUUAUGAGCGUCUUUUAUUCCGUCCCCUGAGGGCUUUUAAAUCCGUCUCCAGCCUGAAAUGUUUGCAAAAUGCGGUCAUUUGCAAGCAUCUUGAUAACGUUGGUGUAUUUACAAUGACUAACAACAAACAGUAUAUUCCAGGCCAAUAAAAGUGUCAUCGUCAUGUAUCAAGUUUUCGAAAAAUAGUUAACAUAUUAAGUAUUUUGAAUUUGAAAAUAGCCAAAAAUGAGUGGUUACUUAAUGUUAUGGUAACAUAAUAUACAGUAUGACAAUCCAUUGUCCAUUAUUUCUAAAAUAGUACACUUUGGUACAUGCUUUAAUGUCACCCUACUUCAGAUCCGGACCACAAAGCUGCGUCGAACGUUGUUGAACUGGACGUGACAAAUGUGACCAUCCCCGCAGGCAACUGGCGCUUUGUCACCCAACAUGUCCCCAAAGAUCGGUUCGUAUUCGCGAGACUGGCAACCGGCUUUGAGCUCCGUACCGCCAUGAUUAAUCCCUACAAGAAGGAGAUCAGCGAGCACCGUCAGAGUUCGCAGGACGAGUACGAUAACAAGAACGACUACAAACGAAAGAGGCUGCGACCUGGACUGAACGUCUUCGACGAGCACGGCAAGGAACUGGACUGGGAUUACGAGCAUGAUACUCGAUUCUACGAAGCCGACGAGGGUGAACCCAGCACCAAAAAGAUGGCUAAAGGGCCAGAAGAGAUCGAGGUUGAGGGAAAGAAGGUGAGAAGUCGCGGCCGAGGCACCAAAAAAUUCAUGGCCGCUUUGUUGGACUCUGACUAA
Bursaphelenchus okinawaensis is the source of this 7319-nucleotide messenger RNA. NCBI's taxonomy places the organism in Eukaryota, Metazoa, Nematoda, Chromadorea, Rhabditida, Aphelenchoididae. The record is from the annotation of a GenBank genome assembly.